Molecule: messenger RNA, 1036 nt
Organism: Rhagoletis zephyria (snowberry fruit fly)
Lineage: Eukaryota; Metazoa; Arthropoda; Insecta; Diptera; Tephritidae
Source: RefSeq, a predicted model, not a curated record
GUUCAUUUAACUAUACUUCACAGCUCAGCAACUUUACCCAUUCGUGAGAUAUCAACGAAGCUUUGCGGUUGUUCAGCCGGUCUAAGUAACAGAUUUCCUUUGAAUAUCAUUAUUCUCCAAAGACGUAAACAAAAACUAAGUGAAAUUUUGAAAAUAAAAUGGAUACAACAAGUGCACGUCCCCUUUUGGCUAUAUACAAUGAGCCCCCUGCUACUGAGGUUGAGAGUAGUAGCUUUGCUACGAACCUUUUAACCCUUGACAAUCCCGUCUUUUGCUGUUUCUUAUUCUGGGCUAGCAUACUGGUGAUGAAGAUGCUGCUUAUGUCGUUGUUGACAGCACUACAACGGUUUCGACAUAAGACAUUUCAAAUUUCAUUUUAUGUUCCCGUUGCCGUUGCCGUUGACUUUGCAUCAUUAUUUUUAAGAUUUGCAACAAUUAAAAUUACCAUCGCCACCAUCAUCUUUAACGCCGUCACCAGCUGAUAUCGCACUCAUCAUCAAUCAACACCUCCUCCAUCACCUUUAAUGCCACCACCAACAUCGUACCAUCACCUUCAACACCCGUACCAGAAGUAUCGCCACCAUCAUCAUUCAGCACCGGAACCAGCAAAAUCGCACCAUCAACAUUCCACGCCUCUACCAGCAAAAUCACCUUCAACAUCGCCACUAUUACUUUAAGGCCACCACCAACAUCACCUUCAUCGCCGGCACCAGCAAUGUUAUACACAUCCACAUCAAUGGUCCUGUGCAAUAAUGACACAAUUCAAAAUUCAAAAAAUAAAAACUGGUACUACUGUUAAGUGGUUCUUGUCUGUAAUCCUCGUCUAAUCCAUUUCCAACCUUAACUAAAGUAAGCAGUAAGGAUUGCUAAAGCAAGUACUAAAUAUUAGACACGGAUUCGACAUGGAUUAGAUAUAUGAGCCACUUAACAGUAGUAAGGGUUUUAUUUUUUUAAUUUUGAAUUGUGUCAUUAUUGCACAGGACCAUAGAUAUCUACAAAGUAUGUUAUUUGUUUGUACAUAUGUACUAUAAGAGUU